This is a messenger RNA of Pantherophis guttatus, 8542 nucleotides long. RefSeq names its product dedicator of cytokinesis 5 (gene DOCK5). The record is from RefSeq and is a predicted model, not a curated record. Gene Ontology annotation, biological process: myoblast fusion; cell migration; small GTPase-mediated signal transduction. Lineage: Eukaryota; Metazoa; Chordata; Lepidosauria; Squamata; Colubridae. Gene Ontology annotation, cellular component: cytoplasm; plasma membrane. Gene Ontology annotation, molecular function: guanyl-nucleotide exchange factor activity; small GTPase binding.
UGGAAGGCGGGCCCGUCGGAGUUCCCAAAGCUGCCCGGGCGGCGGCGGCGGCAGCGGCGGCUGCAGAAUUUCACUGGGGCAGAGAAAAGGGGAAGCGGCGGCCCCGCCAGCCGAGAACCCCGCUUAACCCCGGACUAUGGCAGGCGAGCUGGAGGCUACCGAAGCCGGCGGGGGCUGAAGCCAGGACUCCGGGCUCGGCCAGCAGCAGCAGCAGCAGCAGGAGGGGCGAGGCUCCCCCCCCAGCCCACCCCACUCCAGCCCAGCACCGGCAUGGCUCGCUGGAUCCCCACCAAGCGGGAGAAAUAUGGCGUGGCCAUCUACAAUUACAAAGCAGUCCAGGAUGUGGAGCUCUCUUUACAGGUUGGGGAUACCGUUCACAUCCUGGAGAUGUAUGAAGACUGGUACAGAGGCUACAGCCUUCGAAAUAAAUCCAAAAAGGGUAUCUUCCCAGCAACCUACAUUCAUCUCAAGGAGGCAACAGUGCAAGAUGGUGGACAAAAUGAGACAGUAAUUCCUAGUGAACUUCCAUUGGUCCAAGAACUCACCUCUACUUUGCGAGAAUGGGUAGUGAUCUGGCAUAGGCUGUAUGUGGAGAACAAAAGCUCCCUCUUUCGCCAUGUACAACAGAUGACUUAUAGUCUGAUUGAAUGGCGAUCCCAGAUCCUAUCAGGCACUCUCCCCAAGGAUGAGUUGGCUGAACUCAAGAAGAAAGUCACCGCCAAAAUCGAUUAUGGCAACAGGAUUUUGGGACUGGACCUGGUGGUGCGUGAUGAUAAUGGGAACAUACUGGAUCCAGACGUUACCAGCAUGAUUUCACUCUUUAAAGCACACGAGACAGCAUCCAAAAGGAUUGACGACAGGAUCCAAGAAGAAAAGUCUCUUCAACAGAAUGUAGACCGGCGAGGACAGUCUAUCUUUAAUAAUACCCACACUUACAGCCUGUACAUCAAUUUCAAGAAUUUUGUCUGCAAUAUUGGUGAGGAUGCAGAGCUGCUUAUGAGCCUUUAUGAUCCAGACCAAUCCAAAUUUAUUAGUGAAAACUACCUGGUUCGUUGGGGAAGUAAUGGAAUGCCGAAGGAAAUUGAAAAGCUUAACAACCUCCAAGCUGUCUUUACGGAUCUCAGCAGUUCCGACUUGAUCCGGCCUCGGGUCAGCCUAGUGUGUCAAAUAGUGCGAGUUGGCCACAUGGAGUUGAAAGAAGGCAAGAAGCAUACUUGUGGCCUCCGGAGACCUUUCGGAGUAGCAGUGAUGGACGUUACAGACAUCAUUCAUGGGAAGGUGGACGAUGAAGAGAAGCAACAUUUUGUUCCUUUUCAGCAGAUUGCCAUGGAAACAUACAUCAGGCAACGGCAGUUAAUCAUGGCACCAUUAAUAACGUCUCACGUGAUUGGAGAGAAUGAGCCCCUCACGUUGGUGUUCAACAAAGUUAUUGCGGCCAAGGAAGUGAAUCAUAAAGGGCAAGGCCUCUGGAUUUCUCUGAAACUGCUGCCUGGUGAUUUAGCUCAGGUUCAGAAGGAUUUUUCUCAUCUCAUUGACAGAUCAACAGCUAUUGCCCGCAAAAUGGGAUUCCCAGAGAUUAUAUUGCCUGGUGAAGUUCGGAACGAUAUCUACGUCACUCUGAUGCAUGGAGAGUUCGACAAAGGGAAAAAGAAGACUCCUAAGAAUGUUGAGGUUACCAUGUCUGUUCAUGAUGAAGAUGGAAACAUUUUAGAGAAAGCUAUCCAUCCGGGUGCUGGUUAUGAAGGUAUUUCAGAAUACAAAUCAGUUGUCUACUACCAAGUCAAGCAACCUUGCUGGUAUGAAACUGUAAAGGUCUCCAUAGAAAUAAAAGAGGUUGGCCGCUACCAUUUAAGAUUUACUUUCCGUCACCGUUCAUCGCAAGAAUCAAGAGAUAAAUCCGAACGGGCUUUUGGGAUGGCCUUCCUGAAGCUGAUGAAUGUAGAUGGCACCACUCUGCAGGACGGCAGGCAUAAUUUAGUAGUCUACAAGGGUGAGAACAAAAAAAUGGAAGAUGCUAAGUUUUACUUGACGCUUCCCAGCACCAAGAUGGAGAUAGAAGACAGAGAUGGAGUUGCAUCCAAGCAACACACGGCCAAUUUUACUCUGAAUAAAGAUAGCACCAAGGACAGCUUUCAGAUUGCAACACUCAUCUGCUCGACAAAACUGACACAAAACGUUGACUUGCUAGGAUUGUUGAAUUGGCGUUCAAACUCUCAGCAUAUAGGACACAACCUGAAGAAGCUGAUGGACGUGGAAGGAGGAGAAAUUGUUAAGUUUCUACAAGAUACACUUGAUGCACUUUUCAGUAUAAUGAUGGAGAUGUCUGACAAUGAAUCCUACGAUUUUCUUGUAUUUGAUGCAUUGGUAUUUAUUAUUUCCCUGAUUGGAGAUAUCAAGUUUCAGCAUUUUAAUCCUGUACUGGAAACCUACAUUUAUAAACACUUUAGCGCCACUUUGGCCUAUGUAAAACUCACCAAGGUUCUGAAUUUCUAUGUUGGAAAUGCAGAUGAUUCCACUAAGACAGAUUUGCUAUUUGCUGCUCUGAAAGCUUUGAAGUACCUCUUCAGGUUCAUAGUACAAUCGAGAGUUCUUUACCUAGGAUUUUAUGGCAAAAGUGAAGAUGGGGAUGAGUUUAACAAUGCCAUUCGCAAGCUAUUCCUCUCCUUUAACGUCCUCAUGGAUAGACCCCUUGAAGAAGCUGUCAAAAUCAAGGGUGCUGCCUUGAAGUAUUUGCCAAGCAUUAUUAAUGAUGUCAAACUAGUCUUUGAUCCAGUGGAACUCAGUGUCCUUUUUAGCAAAUUUAUUCAAAGCAUCCCCGAUAAUCAGCUUGUCCGUCAGAAGCUCAAUUGCAUGACCAAGAUUGUGGAUAGUGACCUCUUUCGUCAGUCUGAAUGCCGUGACAUUCUUCUGCCUCUGCUGGUAGACCAGCUCAGUGGACAACUGGAUGAUAAUUCUCACAAACCUGACCACGAAGCCUGCUCACAGCUGCUUAGCAAUAUUCUUGAGGUACUCGACCGGAAAGAGGUGGGUCCAACUGCAGAUCACAUCCAGUUGAUAAUGGAGCGGCUACUGAGGAGGAUAAACCGAACCGUGAUUGGAAUGGGAAGACAAUCUACUCACAUUGGUAGUUUUGUAUCCUGCAUGACAGCCAUCUUAAGACAGAUGGAUGACUCCCAUUAUAAUUACUACAUCAGCACUUUCAAAACCAGACAGGAUCUCAUUGAUUUUCUGAUGGAAACUUUCAUCAUGUUUAAAGACCUGAUUGGGAAAAAUGUCUAUGCAAGUGACUGGAUGGUGAUGAAUAUAACGCAGAGCAGGAUUUUCCUUCGAGCCAUCAAUCAGUAUGCCUCUGUGCUCAAUCGCUUCUUCUUGGAUCAGGCAAGCUUUGAGCUUCAGCUAUGGAAUAAUUACUUCCAUUUGGCAGUGGCUUUUCUUACUCAUGAAUCCCUUCAACUGGAGACGUUCUCCCAGGCUAAACGGAACAAGAUAAUGAAGAAAUAUGGAGAUAUGAGGAAAGAAAUUGGCUUCCAGAUAAGGGACAUGUGGUACAACCUUGGACCUCAUAAGAUCAAGUUCAUCCCUUCCAUGGUGGGCCCAAUUCUGGAAGUGACCUUGACUCCAGAGCCUGAGCUGCGGAAAGCAACCAUCCCUAUCUUUUUCGACAUGAUGCAAUGCGAAUUCAACUUCAGUGGGGGCAGAAAUUUCCGUAUGUUUGAAAAUGAGCUGAUCACUAAAUUAGAUCAAGAAGUAGAAGGAGGCCGGGGAGAUGAACAGUACAAGAUCUUGCUGGAGAAACUCCUCCUGGAGCAUUGCCGGAAGCAUAAAUACCUGUCAAGCUCGGGCGAAGUCUUUGCCCUGUUGGUUAGCAGCCUGCUUGAGAACCUUUUGGAUUACCGAGCGAUUAUGCAUGAUGGGAGCAAGGAGAACCGCAUGAGUUGCACUGUCAACUUACUGAAUUUUUAUAAAGAGAAGAAAAGAGAAGAUAUAUACAUCAGGUACUUAUAUAAACUCCGAGAUUUGCACACCGAUUCUGAAAGCUACACUGAGGCAGCUUACACACUCCUACUUCAUGCAGAGUUACUUCAGUGGUCUGAUCAGCCAUGUGUCCAACAUCUGCUUCAGAGGGACAGCUAUUAUGUCUAUUCACAACAGGAACUCAAGGAGAAGCUUUACCAAGAAAUCAUAGUCUUCUUCGACAGAGGCAAAAUGUGGGAGAAAGCCAUCCAGCUCAGCAAAGAAUUGGCUGACAUGUACGAGAACAAAGUCUUUGACUAUGAGAGCCUUGGCAAUCUCUUGAAAAAACGGGCUACCUUCUAUGAGAACAUCAUGAAAGCAAUGAGGCCUCAACCAGAAUAUUUUGCUGUUGGAUAUUUUGGCCAUGGAUUUCCUUCCUUCCUUCGGAACAAGAUGUUCAUCUACCGUGGAAAGGAAUAUGAAAGGAGGGAAGAUUUCAUUGUGAAACUCCUCACCCAGUUUCCAAAUGCUGAGAAAAUGAGCAGCACCACCCCACCACCAGAAGAUGUCAAAGCUUCUUUUAAGCAAUACAUACAGUGUUUCUUAGUUAAGCCUGUCAUGAACCUUCCUCCAAGCUACAAAGACAAGCCUGUUCCAGAGCAGAUUCUAAACUUUUAUAGAUCCAACGAAGUUCAACAGUUCCAACACUCGCGGCCUUUCAGGAAAGGAGAAAAAGAUCCUGAGAAUGAAUUUGCAACUAUGUGGAUAGAACGUACCACCUAUACAACCGCCUAUUCUUUCCCUGGGAUCCUCAAAUGGUUUGAAGUCAAGCAAGUCACUAUGGAGGAGAUCAGCCCCUUGGAGAACGCCAUUGAAACCAUGGAGCGGACAAAUGAGAAGAUCAGUAACUGCGUGCAACAACAUGCUUGGGACCGCGCCCUGCCUGUCCAUCCCCUCUCCAUGCUCUUGAAUGGCAUUGUGGAUCCAGCGGUCAUGGGUGGUUAUACCAACUACGAGAAGGCCUUUUUCACUGAGAAAUAUGUUCAGGAACACUCUGAAGAUCAAGAAAAGAUUGAAUUACUCAAGCAACUAAUUGCCUUACAGAUGCCUUUGCUGGCUGAAGGGAUUAGAAUCCAUGGGAAGAAACUGACUGAGCAAUUGAAGCCUCUUCAUGACAGGCUAACCUCUUGCUUCAAGGAGCUGAGAGAGAAAGUGGAGAAGCUCUACGGCGUGAUCACCCUGCCUUCCUCGCUGACGGAGAGAAAGCAGAGCAGAUCUGGUUCAGUGGUUUUGCCAUACAUUAUGUCCUCCACGUUGAGAAGGCUGUCAGUUACUUCUGUCACUUCUUCAGUUGGAUCAACUUCGUCUACAUCAUCUGACAGUGUUUCCUCCAGACCAGGAUCUGAUGGAUCUAUUCUUGAGCCGUUGAUGGAGAGGAGAAGUUCGGCAGCCCUUAGGAUGGAAGAGCAGCCUACCAAAGAUGAUGCAGACAACCGAGCUAAUAAAUUCCGUCGGAAAGACUGGAGCCUCAGUAAAUCUCAGGUUAUUGUAGAGAAGGAGCCAGAGGCUUCCAAAACGAACGCAACAGGAAAAGCACCGAGGCCGAAGAGCCUGCAACUGGGAGAAAGCAAACUAACUCUGCUUCAGAACUCAUCACUUCACCAAGCCGGAGCGCUCAACCCACCACCAAUCACUCCCAAAACACCGAGAACACAAAGUUUCCCUUCCUUGCAAGCAGAUGGAUUAACAACCGUUAACCUGCAGAAUUCUCCUCCCGCACCACCGCCCAAAUGCAAGCCCUAUGAGAAUAACAGCUCCAGAAACUCCACAGAGGUAGCUCCACCUCUACCCACCAGGCGAGAAACCAGGCCGCCGCCUCCUCCUCCUAAAACUAGGAAAUCCGGUGUCCUUUCUUUAGAACCAGAACUACAAUGAGGACUCUACAUCAUGUUGUCUCCUUGCAUUUGGAACUGACCAUCUGGUGCUUUGUGGACGUAUCUAGUUCUCCAGAGCGUCUCAGGAUUGGCUUCUUCCUGCUGGACAGCUUCACCUUCCAUUCCUGCACAAAGUUUGGGGAUGUGAACAAAAAACCAGCUGCUAGAAAUUUUCGGCAAAGCUGCUACUUUGGCUUUCCUGGCUUGAGUCCUCUAUUGACGUCCCAAGAGGUAUCUUCUGAUCAUCUAUGGCAUAUCAGGGCUUCUGCAAGGCUAAAGAAACCAAAUUCUGUCAUCCAUCAGUCCUUGUUCCACCACUGAUAAAACACCAGCACUGCGGAAAUUCUCUCAGGGGAAUAGAUCUCCAAACAACUAAGAUCUUCCUUGGUCUUGAAACAGCUAAGCGCCACACUGUGAAAAUACACACUUGCCGCUACAGUGGAUAUUUAUGACCAAUUCAAACCCACUUUGUUGCACUUGGACAAUUGAGGAUAUGGUUUCCAUCAGUCUCACUGGCCAGCAGUAGAGACCUUGGAAUGGGAUAAGCCUGGUAUAAGAGGAAGGAUUCUUUGGCCUGCUUAGCAUAGGCACUCUUUGCCUAUUUAUUCCAAACUUGGAACAAAAACCUAAUUCCCAGGGCCUAUGUUGGAAUAUAUGGAUUUUUUGAUAGGGCCGAUAGGCUAAUCAAUAAAGCUAAGUUAAUCUAAUAUAUGGAUUUGUAUAUGACAGCCCAAAGCCUUGGACAGACCUGUAGACUCCAUAAUGCUGAAGUAUUACUUUAUAUCUACAUACAGUAGAACUUCUGGUCACCACCAUCAUUCGUUCCAUCGGUUUGGUCGCAAACAGAUUUGGUUGUGAACCUAACCGAACCUAAUUUUGAAAAUUUUGCGCUUACAAAAAAAUGGCACAGAAGGGGAAAUCAGCCGUGGGGGAAAAAAAUGAGAAUUUCUUUGGUCGGAACCCAAUUUAGUCGUGGUCGGAAGCAUUCGUGACCAGAGGUUCUAUGUACUUUGCUUUUCCAGCUAUAUGAAGGUGAAUUAAAAAAGAAAGAAAACCGGCAUCUCUCUAUUCCCAUAGUUGACCAACUGUGUCCUUGAAAGUCUUAGGGUCUCCUCUUCUUUCAAGCGUGUGCAAACACUAUCCAAUACACCACUAAUUCCUUCUGUUGUUGCCACUGUUCCAAAGUUUUCAAUACAAACGGAGUGGCCUAUACUACUGUACUUUUGGAGACUCCUUUAACUGAAUUCUGGAUGUAUUUUUUUUCUUUAUGCAAUAAUGUGUUGAUAAUACAUAAAGGUGUAAUUAUCCUUGAAAAUUUGAAGAAUGGACUGCAUAUUGAAAGUGCUUCCCAACAAGAACUGAUAAACUGAGACUGGACAGCAACUUAAAUGUCUUAUUGAACUCUUUGCUAAAAUGCAAGUGGGUGUAUAGUUGCCCAUUGAAUUCUAGAUUCUUACUGUAUCUCCCUUUGUAUGUCUUAUUGUUAAAUGCUGCCUCUGUGUUUACUUGUUUAUAACAGAAACUCAGGGCUCAGCCCCCACGGGACUCAAAUUUAUCUCAGAGAUAGUUCCCAUAAUUGGAUGGUGCUAUCUCUGUCCAUCUUCAGUUAUGGACUGAAGUUAUGGGCUAGGUUUACAUAUCACGAUGCCAUGCUUUGCUUUAACAAUUAUUUCCAAACCACUAUGUUUGACCACAUAAGAGGUUUAGCCAAAUACCAACUUACUGUAUUAUGGCUUAGCUUGGCGCAUGAACCCAAAUGGCCACCUGUCCAAGUGCUUCAGAAGAUAUUCAUUGACAUUAACCCUUAAGGUUGCAUCAUGCCUUCAAAGUAGAAAGUUUAUAGGGUGGUUUUUCUUUAAAGGAUGUAGAAUAUCUAUGAUGUGGGGUGGGGAGCCUGAGAGGCAUCCACAGUCUUUGAAUUAGCAGAUUACAGCUGUUGAGUUUAGCCUGUGGAUUAACAUUAUAGGGUGGAUCCAAACUAUUUAAUUGAUACACAAGAGAAAAGAUGCAUUUAUAGAGAAAUGCAUGGCUCUGUUUGUCAUUCCUCAAACUUAUGCACUGUCUGUUCAAAGAAACCACCAGCAGAAAUUUAAUGCGCGCAGCGGUAAAGCUAACUUUGAUUACUGAACCCAGCGUUUUGUAUAUAUCUUAACAGCAUCUCAGUAAUUCAGGUGCAUUUGCCUUAGGCAAAAUGUCUAGCCAGAAAGCUGAGGUUCACAUUUUAAUGUUGUACAUAGUUCUUUUCUUCUUUAAAAAACCCUCUGCCUCAUCUUAUGAGUUCUACUUUUAUUUUUGACCAUCAUUGCUCUCGGAUAAUUUUCUACUAUUUCUUAGCAUUCCAGGUUGACAAAGACUCUUAGUGUACGCAGUUAAAAGAUUUCCUCAUUUUUAUGACUAGCAACGCUCAAAAGUUAUCAAGCCUCUCUUAGCCAAUGCUCCAACUAGAAGCUUCACAGGCAGUGAUUCAAGAAUACAGUUCUUUGUGAGGAUGUUUGUUGCAAGAACUAAGAAAUCCCUUAUUUGGGCAACUGUCAAGAGUAAGAAUCAAACCCUAUUUAUAGUAUAAGCAAGGUUCUGGGAUGACUCUGUCUCCCUCCUCCCAACAAUGCAGCCCAUGGAAGGCCAAGUCAUUGCAUUAAAGCUGUUGAAAUUUG